This is a messenger RNA of Macroventuria anomochaeta, 1519 nucleotides long. Its product is annotated as alpha/beta-hydrolase. The record is from RefSeq and is a predicted model, not a curated record. The transcript has 4 exons. The coding region runs from base 104 to 1447 and encodes 447 amino acids. Lineage: Eukaryota; Fungi; Ascomycota; Dothideomycetes; Pleosporales; Didymellaceae.
ACUUGUACCUCAAUUGCGACUGUCUACAGCAAUUGACCCUGCCUCGUUCUUCCUGUUGCAAUAACAAACACCAAGCAAGCAUCGCGAUCUCUUGAGCACCAUCAUGUCCAGCUGGGAUGACCUCACCAAGGCGUUGGGAGGUAGCAAGGAUAAGCUUACCAAGCUGCUUCAGUCUGAUGCCCAGCUGAAGGCCUUUACCACCUCAGACGUGAUCGAUAAAUCUGUCACAUUCGGCAUCAAAUCGAGCGGCUCUGACAACACACUGCUGAUCGAAGUCACCAACGGCAGCGCCAAAGCAGGCACAGGCACCUCGAAGGAUGCACUGUUCACACUUUCUGCUCUUCCAGAGCAGUGGGAGCAGCACUUCAAGGAGACUCCCGCCAUGCCUUACCAGAGCUACUGGGGCAUGUUUGGUAUGAACAUCAAACAAAAGGGCAUCGAGGUUUUGGGUGACCAGUCUGCUUUCGCUCACUGGACUCAUGUCUGGAGGCGCGUUCUCGAACUCGCGCACGAGGCUCAUUGUGGCCCGCUGAAGGAGGAAGAGCAACUCGAGCAGGAGCGCGACUACCUUACCGGUCGCUACGUGUUCCUCGAUGCACCAGUCUGGGGCAGGUCGAAGGUUUUUUACGAGACUUCUGGAGAUGGAAAACAGCAGAUUGUCUUCCUGCACACAGCUGGUAGCGACAGCCGCCAGUACCACGGUGUUAUGAACGACCCGCAGAUGCGCAAAAAGUGCACUAUGUACGCUUUCGAUCUGCCAGGGCAUGGCCGAAGUUUCCCUUCGAAGAACCUGCCACCAGGAGCACACACAAACACCGAAGACAGCUACGUGGGCAUCAUUGGGGCGUUCGUCAAGGAGCUUGGACUGCGAAGACCUAUCAUUUGUGGUGCGGGUAUGGCUGGUCAAGUCUGCUUGGCAGUCGCCAUCCGCCAUAAGGAAGUCGGUGCUGGUGGCACCAUUCCUCUGCAGGGAUCCGAAUACGUGAACAUGGAGCGCCAGUGGUACGACCGCGCGCCAUACGUGAACCAGUCUCUAUUCAACCCAGAAUAUAUCUACGGCAUGAUGUCUCCGACCGCACCGAAGGUCAACAAGGAUUUGAUCUGGCACCUUCACAGUGCCCAGGCGUACGGGAUCUUCCACGGCGAUCUGGACUUCUACUUCGGAGGCUGGGAUGGUCGCUCACGCGUUGCGUCUAUCGACACUAACAGCUGCCCUGUCUACAUGCUGACUGGCGAGUACGAUUGGUCAAACACACCUGAGAUGUCGCAAAAAACUGCGGACAAGAUUCCUGGAGCCAAGCACAAGGCCAUGCCCGGUUUGGGCCAUUUUCCAGCGACUGAGAACCCCAAGGCGUUUGUGCCGCACCUGAUCGAGGCUAUUGAUCACAUUCAGCAGGUCAGAAGCGAAAGUCUGAGCACAAUGCGUCUCGGUAAUGGCACAGAUUGAGCGUAUAAACGCUAUAGCAUGUAGUCAGCGAAGUGAGUCCGAGACUAUGAGAAGCGCUUUCCCAAACCUGAG